Molecule: messenger RNA, 2243 nt
Organism: Macrosteles quadrilineatus (aster leafhopper)
Lineage: Eukaryota; Metazoa; Arthropoda; Insecta; Hemiptera; Cicadellidae
Product: facilitated trehalose transporter Tret1-2 homolog
Exons: 4
Coding region: 257-1726 (489 amino acids)
Biological process (GO): transmembrane transport
Cellular component (GO): membrane
Molecular function (GO): transmembrane transporter activity
Source: RefSeq, a predicted model, not a curated record
UUAGUCUUAAUUGUGUGGUGAUCGUGUAACAUUGUUUGAUCAACAAUGGGAUUGUUUAAGCUGUUUUAUAUGUUCUCUCCUGUCCGCCAUUUCAUUGCGAUCGCCGUGAUAUCUGUGGGCGUGGCUUACGUCUUGAGGAAGUAUUUUCGAGAACGCAAGACUGAAUAUGCUUACGAGGCUUAAGUUUCUACUGUAAUCAACUACUGCGCACAGGAUUUAGUCAAAAUGUUGAUGUAAUCAGGUCACUGUGAACAAGAUGGCUUCCUCGAGUAAGGAUGCUGAUAUUGAGGGGGCGAAAAAACCCCUCAUCCCCUCAGAGAACAAACCCCAGGAAGACUCGAUAUACAGACAGCUGUUCCUGGGGUCCGUGGUAGUCAGUCCCAACAUUCUGUCAGGCAUGGCUCUAGGCUACAGCGCUGUCACGCUCCCACAGCUCAACUACGCUCUUGAUGAUAGUUCUUGGUUCGCAAGUAUUGUCUUCUUGGGAGUUGCCGUUGGCUGCUUUCUGGUGAACCCUGUAAUGGACAAGUUUGGCAGAAAACCGACUCUCAUUGUAAGCAGCGUGAUUGGCCUCAUUGGAUGGCUGUUUCUAUCAAUCCGUGCUGGACCUCCCACCCUGGCUAAGCUCUACAUUGGUCGAUUCAUCACUGGACUCUCCGCAGGGAUGACAGCAGGACCUGCAGCUGCCUACGCAUCAGAAUGUCUCUCUGUUGAAAAUGACAAACUACGAACGAUUUUGAUCACUUGGUCUACCGUCGCUUUGAGUGUUGGAAUUCUAUUUUCUUACGUCAUGGGCUCCCUGUUGGCCUAUUACAAGGUGGCUAGUCUUGCUUGUCUAAUUUCAAUCCUUGCUUUUAUCAUGGUUGCCAUAUUCAUCCCAGAGAGCCCAGCUUGGCUUGAGUCCAAAGGUCGUUCCGGUGAUGCAGAGUGGGCUCAGAAACAACUGAACAUUAAGGUCCCUGCUAAACCCAGUGCAGAGUCAUCUGCUCAGCCGAGCACUCCCACUGAAGCUGCUCAAAAACUCUCAAUGGCUGACUCUAUCAGGGAGUUUAAGAAACCUGAAGUAUACAAACCUCUCUUGAUAAUGAUUUUCUUCUUUUUCUUCCAACAGUUUUCUGGAGUUUAUGUUCUAAUUGCUUACAUGGUAGACGUCACUAGGCUUGCUGGAGUAGUGAUCCUGAACCCUUACUUCAUCACUAUUGUUGGAGGUACUCUCAUGUUGAUUGUAUCUAUCGGUGCCAGUUUUGUUUACCCCAAGACUAGCGUCAGAGCAAUCGCCUGUCUCUCAGGAGCAGGGAUGGCUGUUUCUAUGUUCUUCAUUGCGAUAUAUCUAAAUAUCCGAGGAUCGUGGUUGAUUGGACCAACUUAUUCCUUCACAAAUUUCAUUCCCUUGACAGCUUUUCUCUUCAACAUUGUGUGCAGUACCAUAGGCUUUUUGAUUCUUCCAUGGUCCAUGAUGAAUGAAGUAUUCCCUCUGCAUGUGAAAGGUCUGGCUACCGGUCUUACAACAUCUUUGGGCUUUGUCUUUAGUUUCUUUGCCAUAAAAAUGUUCCCGUAUCUAAGCAUUUCGCUCGGAAGAUCUGAAACAUUUUAUUUCUUCGGUCUUAUGUCUCUGCUGGGAACUCUUUUUGUGUAUGCAUUCCUGCCUGAGACCAGAGGGAAAACUCUUGAAGAGGUUUUGGAAUCUUGGUCCAAGAAAAAGCCAUCAGGACAAGAAAAUGUGUAAUCUUUUUUAACAAGGACAUUCCCAUAGGUUAUAAAGUAUAGGUUUACAGAUGUUAUAUAAGUUAUUGAGCACAUACAUAAAUGAUACUAAGCUAAAUCUGUGUUGGUUACUAACGAAGUAAAUUAUUAUUUGUAAGGUGGGAAUUAAGGGACAAAACAUAUUGUUUUGUUAUGACUGUAAAAUAGAAUCUUUUCGUAGAAAUGUUUAGUUUUGUGUUUUGUUAUGUUUUAUGUAGGUCACUUCUAAAUGGUGUUUAAAUAUUUUGAAUCAAUUUCUUGUUCUGUGUUAUUGUAUGGACUUUUUUUUUUACUUUUGUAUUUUUAUAUCUCAGUGCACUAUCUAGACUGACAGACAAAUUAUGUACCUAUACUUAUUUUAGCUCUUGUGAUUUUUCCUAACUAGUCUAAUGUUACUUUGUAGUUAAGUGUGCUACUUUUUGCUGGAGAACAAAUAAUUAUUGUUGGUCUGUCAAAAUAAAUUCUGAUUGUCUCUGAGAAUAAAAUGAAUUUAUUUCAUA